Messenger RNA from Nestor notabilis (Kea), 467 nucleotides. Its product is annotated as heat shock transcription factor, Y-linked-like. NCBI's taxonomy places the organism in Eukaryota, Metazoa, Chordata, Aves, Psittaciformes, Psittacidae. The annotation marks the transcript as partial. The record is from RefSeq and is a predicted model, not a curated record. The transcript has 3 exons. Gene Ontology annotation, biological process: regulation of DNA-templated transcription. Gene Ontology annotation, molecular function: sequence-specific DNA binding; DNA-binding transcription factor activity.
GCCUCUGCUUUCCCCAGAAGCUUUGGAAGAUCUUGGAAAGUGACCAGUUUCGGUCCAUCUGGUGGAGUAAGGGAGGACAAUGCGUGGCCAUCAAUGAAGUUCUCUUCUCAGAGGAGGUGCUGGGCAGGGUUUUUGCCACACAGAAGAUGGCGUCUUUCAUUCGGCAACUGAACAUCUAUGGGUUCACAAAAGUACAGCCGGACUUCCAAAGAUCUGCCUCCCUGCCUGAAUUCCUGGCUGAGGAAACAGCAGCCUCUGCUCACUGCAAGGUGCUCUACUACUACAACCCCAGCUUUAACAGAGAGCAUCCCCAGCUGCUGGAGCAGUGCAAGAGGAGAGUUGCCAUCAAGCGGAAAGCCCCAGGAGCUCCGCAGGAGGAGGAAGAACAUCCCUCCAGAAGCCCCGAUGUGCAGCUUGUGUUGUUAGAGAUUGAGCUCGUAGAUAUUGAAUUCAUAGAUAGAGAUUGA